GUAGAAAACAUGGCGUCCGACAGUGACGGCGACGAGGAUUUUGUGACUUACGGGACUCCCCUGGAGCCUCUGGAAGAAGACGAGCCGCUGAAGAAGCCCGUCCCGCUGCACGAACAGACGGUGAAAGAUGAGAAGGGACGAUACAGAAGGUUCCACGGAGCGUUCACUGGAGGAUUUUCAGCCGGUUACUUCAACACUGUCGGUUCUAAAGAAGGCUGGACCCCGUCGACCUUUGUGUCAUCACGGCAACAGAAAGCUGAGAAACGUCAUGCGAGGCCAGAUGACUUCAUGGAUGAGGAGGACUUCAGUGAACAUGGCAUUGCUCCCAGGGAGAUCACCACCAGUCAGGAGUUCUCAUCCAGCCGCAGAGAUGAGGCCAGAGAGAAGGCAAGAGCCAUCAACGCUCAGACUGCACUGAUCCCCGGAGACACUCUCCUGGAGGAGCUGAUCUCACCUGCCAGGUCGUCCAUCGGGGUGGAGCUGCUGAGGAGGAUGGGAUGGAAGGAAGGUCAGGGCGUUGGGCCUCGUGUGAAGAGGAAAGCCCGUCGACAGCAGACCGAUGAUGGAGCCAGAGUUUACGGCUGUGCGCUGCCCCCUGCUGGUUCAGAGGACUCGGAGGGCGAGGACGAUGAGGACUUUGCUCCAGAGAACGCAACAUUUGCCCCGAAGGAUGUGACUCCAGUGGACUUCAGCCCCAGGCCAGGAGUUCAGGGUCUGGGGUACCGCGGUCUGGACCCGGGCCUGGCGCUGCUGGGCCGAGGAGCACCUGAACACAUCGACCUGUUUAAACCUCAGUCUGAGACAAGGAGCGGGCUGUUUGGAGACACACAGAGAAGCUCACGGAGAGGAGGAGUGGCCGGACAGGCUUUUGGAGUGGGAGCCCUGGAGGAUGAUGAUGAUGAAGAUGUGUACCACAGAGACUCCAUGUCCAGAUACGACACAGUGCUGGGAGGAGAAGAGCCUGGAGACGGACUCUACGGCUGGACGGCUCCGCAGCAGUACACCAAGAAGAGAGACAAAAGCAAAGACUUGUUGUAUCUCGGCAAAAUCCUGGAGGGAUUCACUCUGGCUCAAAAACCAGCUGAGGAAAAAACUGUCUUCCCUCCCCCCACUCUGCCCCGUGACUACAGACCAGUCCAUCGCUUCCAACCCUCAGUCCAUGUUUCGGGUCUUUCUGGGGUCAGUCCUGCUCUGGCUGAGGCUCUGAGGACCUCCAGGGGCCACAUGGUCAAAGACGAGCCUCAGCAAGGAGGACGUCACCAGCUGGACUCCAGCCAGAGGAGGGUGCUGCUGGGAGAGGACGCGCUGCAAGGUCCUCGUUCAGUCAUGGAGCUCCUGAGGCCUGAAGACAAAGAGCGACUUCUCAACCUCCGCAACUCCUCCAACCCGCCCUCCACCACAACCACCACCACAACCACCACCAGCACCACGGGCUCCCAUGAUGCCUUGCAGUCAGCGGGGGUGUUGGCGGGGUCGGCAGCUCUGAGUGGUGCAGCCUCCUCUGGCCUUCAGCAGGAGGCUCUGGCAUCGUGGAGAGGCGUCCAGGCGUCCCCGCAGACCUUCAGACCAUUUGAGAAGAACCCCAGCAAACAGGCGCGCUACGAGCUCUACCUGAACCGCCUCAGACAGGGAGACAAAGAUGCUCUGGAGCAGAGUCUGGACUCGGGGAUGACGGAGUGGGAGCGCAGCAGGGAGAGGGAGGAGUUUGUCCGAGCGUCCAUCCUGUACAGACCCACCUCCUCCUCGCUCUCCUCCCGCUUCACCAGAGCCAAACACCAGGAGGACGACGACGCCGUGGAGGUCAGCCGGGACCAGGAGGGUCAGGGUGACGUGGACGACAAACAGGCUGCUGUCAAGAUGAAGAUGUUUGGAAAACUGACCAGAGAAACAUUCGAGUGGCAUCCUGACAAACUGCUCUGCAAGAGGUUCAACGUCCCCGACCCCUACCCCGGGUCCGGUGUGGUGGGUCUGCCAAAGGUGAAGAGAGACAAGUUUUCAGUCUUCAACUUCCUGACUGUGACGGAAAGCAGAGAGACGGCAGCUCCUCCAAAGCCUCCAGAGACUGGGAAGAAGUCGAGGUGGGACGUUUCAGACCAGAAGGAAGAGAAGAAGAAGAAUGACCCGCCUGGUGAACUCAGCACCGCACAGAACCAAAAUGGGACCAAAGUGGAGCAAAGCUCUGUUCCUGCUUUACCUGCCUCCACCAGCACCAGUGAUCAGACUCCAGACAACAGAACUCAGACGAAGUCAGUGGAUCAGCACAGCUCAGACCAGAGGAAGGAAGGAGAGGAGGAGGAGGAGGAGGAGGAGGAGGAGGAGAGCAGGCCUCCUAUGGAUCUGUUUAAGGCCAUCUUUGCCAGCUCCUCUGAUGAAAAGUCCUCCUCAUCAGAGGGAGAGAGUGAGGAGGAGGAGGAGGAGGACACAAAGGAGGAUGAGGGAAAAAUGGACCUACAGGCUCUGACCCUCUUCAACAUCUCCUCGACCAUCACCUCCACCUCCUCUGCCACCUCCUCCACCAGCACAUCCAACCAGCAGCCAGUCAAAGCCGACGUUUUGUCUCAGGCCUCAGCGCAGGAGGAGUUUGGUCCGAAGCUGCCGCCUCCUUCAGCUGCUCUCAUCAGAGGAGGUGCCACCUCCCUCCACUCCCCCACUGAAGAGGAGAAACGCAGCAAGAGGAGCAAAGAGAAGAAACACAAGAACAAGAAGCAGCACAAACAGAAGAAGGACAAGAAGAAGAAGAAACAUAAGAAACACAAACACAAAGGGAAGCAGCAGAAGAAGAGUAAGAAGGAGGCGUCAGACAGCAGCUCAGAGGACACUGACGACGACAGUGACGGUGAAGACGGACAGGUGACGACGGAGGAGAUCCUGAAAAGACUGAAGAGCAUCCGGUCACAUCAGACCUGUUGAACCAGCAGGACAUCUGUCCUCUGUGAGGACGACCAACCCGUCUGCUCUGCGCUCACCUGUUCCUCCUGUUUGAAAUAAUAAAGUCGUAUCGUUUAGUGCUGA
Molecule: messenger RNA, 3012 nt
Organism: Toxotes jaculatrix (banded archerfish)
Lineage: Eukaryota; Metazoa; Chordata; Actinopteri; Toxotidae
Gene: gpatch1
Product: G patch domain containing 1
Exons: 20
Coding region: 10-2910 (966 amino acids)
Biological process (GO): mRNA processing
Cellular component (GO): nucleus
Molecular function (GO): RNA binding
Source: RefSeq, a predicted model, not a curated record